CAUCUGAAAGAAGAUAUUAAACUGUUAUGCGAGUAAAGACUUAUUCUAUUGACGCUGAGACAUCGACUUGGUAUUAAGGUUUAACAAUAGUCUUCAAUAAGCUAUUUGAAGGAUAUCUCAAGGAUAUCUAAAAUACUUAUCAAUACAAAAAUAAAAGAUGUCUAUAAACCCGGGCGGUCGGAGGCUGAAACAGUGGCUAGUUGAGCAGAUCCAGAGCGACCAGUAUCCGGGGCUGGUCUGGGAGGACGACAGCCGCACUAUGUUCCGCAUCCCCUGGAAACAUGCUGGGAAGCAGGAUUACAACCAGGAGGUCGACGCUUCUAUCUUCAAGGCCUGGGCUGUGUUUAAGGGGAAGUUUAAGGAGGGGGAGAAGGCUGAGCCUGCUACAUGGAAGACCAGGCUGCGGUGUGCCCUGAAUAAGAGCCCUGACUUUGAGGAGGUGGGAGACAGGUCCCAGCUGGACAUCUCUGAGCCCUACAAGGUGUACCGCAUCGUCCCAGAAGAGGAGCAGAAGACAGGUAAAAGUGCAGCAGCAGCUUUGACAUCUAGCCCUGGUGACAGUACUGACAUGGACUGCAGCUCUGCAGACCUGGAGGAGCUCAUCAAAGAGGUAAAACAGUCUUCCAGUGAUGAGUACCUUGGCAUCGUCAAGAGGAGCCACUCUCCCCAGGAGGAUGGCUGUAGGAUGCAGCCCAGCCCAGAGUACUGGUCCCAGGGCAGCGUCAGUGUCUUCCCGGGGCAUCAAGAUCCCUCGCCGAUGGGUUCUUUCAAUGCCGCCUUCUCCCAGAUGAUCAUUAACUUCUUCUAUGGUGGGAAGCUGAUGGACAGCGUGGUGACAUCUCAUGCUGAUGGCUGUCGUAUCUCUCCGGGUCAGCCUCCCUUGGUCCAGCACAGGUCCCCCUACGGUCUCCCAGACAGCCUGCAGAACGUCUGUUUCCCUCCCGCUGAACUCAUCGAGGUUGAGCGCCAACGCCAUGUCACCCGCAAGCUCCUGGGCCACCUGGAGAGGGGUGUGCUGGUCCGUGCCAACCGCGAGGGCAUCUUCAUCAAGAGGCUGUGCCAGAGCCGUGUGUUCUGGAGCGGGCUGGGGGGAUUGGGCCUCCACUACAGCCCUGGGGGGCCCUGCAAACUGGAGAGAGAUGCUGUGGUCAAGAUUUUUGACACAGGAAGGUUCUUCCAAGCUCUCCAGCUGUACCAGGAGGGCCAGCUUCCCGCCCCUGACCCCAUGGUGACCCUGUGUUUCGGGGAGGAGCUUCAUGACCUCAGCACAGCCAAGAGCAAACUUAUCAUCGUCCAGGUCACUCCAGUGAACUGUCAGCAGCUGUUGGAUGCAGUGAGCAUGCGUCGUUCCCAGUACAGCAGUCCUAACCUGGCGAUCCAGUCAGACGAGCUGCAGGCCGGGGAACAGAUGGCCCGGAUCUACCAGGACCUGUGUAGCUACACCGCCCCCCAGAGGGCAGCCUGCUACAGGGACAACAUGCCCAUCACCGCCUGAACAGAGCACCUUCCUUCACUCCCCCUCAUUGAUAUAACAAGAAAGGACUGACAUGACAUAUGGUGAAAUAUGUCACUAACAUACACUUCAGCCUCUCACAGCUUUUAGCCCUUGCUUACACCAUUCCAAUGCUUUUCAAUUCUUCAGAGCCAAUGAGCAAGAGCAUACUUUGAUGAAUGGAGAAAGAGAUGGGAUAGAGGAUCAGAACAAAGGCAACACUUGCAAGGUGUGAACUGAUAGGACCCAAAGCCUUGCAGCUUGGGUGUUACAGAGGCACUGUGUGUCACGAAAGGGAAGUACUAUACAACCGUAUUACAAAUGGUGCUGUAAAGGUAUUAAAGGGUUUACUCAUCAAAUGUACCACCCCAGUAAGUAUACCACAUGUUUCCCCCAAUCCAGAAGAAAAAUAGUUAAAAUGUAAUACAAUUCAGAAUAAAUAGUGUUUUGAACUAUUCUGUCUUGUAAACCUACUAUCAUCAAGGUUAUCACUAUUCAUUUUUAAACAACAUGUGGUUAAUUUACUACAGCAGUAAAGCUGAUUGAAUAAACCCUGAAGUGUUGAAUGUUAUAUUAGAAUUUGUGUGUCUAUCGACUGACUAGCUUUUGUGUGAUUUGUUUGUCAGAUUUCUCACUUGCUUUUAAUGUAUUUUUAUUAUGGAAAAUAUGAUUGAUAUUCAAUCCAAUACGCCAUACUAGUCAUCAUAUCAGAGUGUAUAUACAUUUAAACAUUUUAAAUCAAGGGCCAGUAUAACUGUAAAAGGAAGGCAGGACAUUUAGCUACCAGUACACCAGAUUACCUAUUUUCUUUAUAUGUAGAACAUCCUAAACUUUUAAAUUUGUUCUAUUUGUACUGUAGAAACAUACUGUAGACGUACUGUAGAAACAACAUUUUCAUAUACUGUAUGAGAGAUUUUAACAGCAACAUGAUUGCUUGGAUUGUAUUUGAUAUAGAUAGGUUUUACUAUCGUAUUCUGCCCACUGUUUUACUCUCUCUGAAUAAAUUUUUCAAACUUUGAAAUAAAUA
Salvelinus namaycush (lake trout) is the source of this 2519-nucleotide messenger RNA. RefSeq names its product interferon regulatory factor 8-like. NCBI's taxonomy places the organism in Eukaryota, Metazoa, Chordata, Actinopteri, Salmoniformes, Salmonidae. The transcript is spliced from 9 exons. Gene Ontology annotation, molecular function: RNA polymerase II cis-regulatory region sequence-specific DNA binding; DNA-binding transcription factor activity, RNA polymerase II-specific; protein binding. Gene Ontology annotation, cellular component: nucleus. Gene Ontology annotation, biological process: immune system process; regulation of transcription by RNA polymerase II. Bases 158 to 1495 code for a protein of 445 amino acids. The record is from RefSeq and is a predicted model, not a curated record.